This is a messenger RNA of Hyaloscypha bicolor E, 1202 nucleotides long. RefSeq lists its product as uncharacterized. The record is from RefSeq and is a predicted model, not a curated record. Lineage: Eukaryota; Fungi; Ascomycota; Leotiomycetes; Helotiales; Hyaloscyphaceae. Bases 366 to 992 code for a protein of 208 amino acids. The transcript has a single exon.
UUUCUAUUUCUUCUACAGCCGAUCAUUCUCCUUCAGCCCUCUAUCCCCUGCAGUGGCACCUGUGCCCAACAAAGACCUUUCAAUGUUUUUAGUUAUGAUGUAACCAGAAUUAUGUCAGUCUCAAUCAGUAUGAGCACAACAAAUCUUCCAUUGCCCCACUGCAUUUCAUUUAUUAUUCCUAUACGUCUCUCUCCCAUUUGAAUCCUCAAUCCUCUCCUUUAUAUUCCGAAAUCCCAUUUCCCAUUUUCACACUUCUAUCAAACCCAAAAUGUCAGCAAACGGUAACCCCACAUCUCUCUCCAACCAGGGCGAAUUCCAUUCCCGCGUUCCCCCUUCCGAUCCCUUAACAACUAAAGGCGUUCGUUAUGUUCUCCCCCAUCACCUAUCUCCAUCACUUAACAAACGCAGCACGCCCCCGGCGUAAAACUCGGCAACAAUCUCGCCCAGAAUUCACCGCCGCAACUCCACCUGCGGGAACCGCACCAUCAGACAGAACUUUCAAAUCCAACACGCAACAUGAGGUACCGGGCCAAGCCAACAACCCCAAUAUCUCAAAGGAAAACUGGACCUCAGCGCAGGACACGGUUGGCGGAGCGAUAAGUGCUGAUGUUCCUACAGGGUAUGGACACCCUGGAAGUGGACUGACGAGCCAGGAAUUGCAUGGUACGGGGAAGAAAGAGAGAUCUGGGUUAAGUGGUGUUGGAGCAGAUCAAAGUGAUCCUGUCAGAGAGAGUGGCCUUGAUGUCGACCUUCCCGAGGGCACGAGGGGGAAGAGUGGAGUGGAUAGGCAGGAUAUUCUAGGUGCUGACGAGAGGGUGCCAGAGGGUGCGGAGGCGGUUGCUGCUGAGAGGGAUAAAGAUAGACAUUCAGUGAUGCUCUUCUCAUUAUUCGAUCUUGAACUCCGCCUUGUCGUCCGUGCCAUUCGAGAUUUGGUCAGCUGCCUGUCCAUCCAUUACACAUUCAACGCUAUUGAUAUCUCACUCUCCGAUUAGUUCAUCGAGUCUAUCUUCGUGUUGCCGAAGUAUGACGGGCAUGCUGCAUCCCCAGGGAAUGCAGAUGUGAUCGUUUUCUCUUGUAUCGUGAGGAACAAGUGCUACUGACUUCCCGUCCCUGAUUGUCAAUCUUUUGUUCCACGUCACACCUUGGACUCUUCGAAGAAAGGCUAUAAUGGCGGAUGAGUGGCCAUCAGAAGAAGCGGACUU